This is a messenger RNA of Mus pahari (shrew mouse), 4335 nucleotides long. It is a transcript of the gene Znf322, whose product is annotated as zinc finger protein 322. Lineage: Eukaryota; Metazoa; Chordata; Mammalia; Rodentia; Muridae. The transcript has 4 exons. The record is from RefSeq and is a predicted model, not a curated record. Gene Ontology annotation, molecular function: DNA-binding transcription factor activity; RNA polymerase II cis-regulatory region sequence-specific DNA binding. Gene Ontology annotation, biological process: regulation of transcription by RNA polymerase II. The coding region runs from base 366 to 1598 and encodes 410 amino acids.
GCUACGCCUCCCAGUCUCAGCUGGUGAGAGCCUUUAGCCUUGGCCUUGUGGCGUGCGGCUUCUCCAGCAGAGGGAAGAAUUAAAUAUUAUGAGUACUUCUGGAUUAGAGACCUUGUGGAUCUGAAAAAAUAAGUCGUUCUUGUAAAGGUCUGUGCACCGUGUAGGCCUGUUGCCCAUGGGAGCCAGAAGAGUGUUGAUGCCCUGGAACUGGAGUUACAAAAGGUUUGGAGGUACCAAGUAAGGAACUAAUGUAUAUGAUGCUGGAAAUUUUUAAACACAAACUGCUAAUGAAUGAAAGGCUUAAAACAGAUAUAUUUUUGAAGUUAUCAGAAAAAUGACAAUGAAAAUAGGGAUCAAGAAGACCGAUGGAAAACCACUUAGGAGAGAACCAUAGAAGAUGUACACUUCAGAAGAGAAAUGUAACCAGAGAACUCAAAAAAGGAAAACAUACCAUGUAUGCCCUCAAAAGGGGGAAAAAGAUUUAUAUUCGUGUACAUGAGAUUACUCAAAUAGAUAAUCAAAUAUAUCAGUGCCUUGAACGUGAACAAAACUUUUGUGAAAACUUAGCACGAAUGUGUGAGAGAACAUAUACUGAGGAGAAACCUUAUAGAUGUGAUAUGUGUGAGAAAACCUUCAUCCAAAGUUCAGAUCUUAUUUCCCACCAGAGGAUCCAUAAUUAUGAGAAACCUUAUAAAUGUAGCAAAUGUGAGAAGAGCUUUUGGCACCACUUAGCCCUUUCAGGACACCAGAGAACACAUGCAGGUAAAAAGUUUUAUACCUGUGACAUCUGUGGCAAGAAUUUUGGUCAGAGCUCUGAUCUGCUUGUCCACCAGCGAAGCCAUACAGGUGAAAAACCUUAUCUGUGUAAUGAGUGUGAUAAAUGCUUCAGUCGAAGUACAAAUCUCAUAAGGCACCGAAGAACUCACACAGGUGAGAAACCAUUUAAGUGUCUGGAAUGUGAAAAAGCUUUUAGUGGGAAAUCAGAUCUUAUUAGCCACCAAAGGACUCAUACUGGUGAAAGGCCCUACAAAUGCAAUAAAUGUGAGAAAAGUUACCGACAUAGGUCUGCCUUCAUUGUGCAUAAAAGAGUUCAUACUGGGGAGAAGCCGUAUAAGUGUGGUGCCUGUGAAAAGUGCUUUGGCCAGAAAUCAGACCUUAUUGUACACCAGAGAGUCCAUACAGGAGAAAAACCAUAUAAAUGCUUGGAGUGUAUGAGAAGUUUUACCCGGAGUGCCAACCUAAUUAGGCACCAGGCAACUCACACUCAUACUUUCAAAUGCCUUGAAUAUGAGAAAAGUUUCAACUGUAGCUCAGACUUUAUUGUGCAUCAGAGAAUUCAUAUGGAAGAAAAACCACAUCAAUGGUCUAUGUGUGAGAGUGACUUCCUCCUAGGUAUGGACUUCGUUGCCCAGCAGAAAAUGAGGACUCAAACAGAGGAGCUCCAUUAUAAAUACAGUGUAUGUGACAAAAGCUUUCAUCAUAGCUCAGCCUUUCUUCAACAUCAGACAGUGCACAUUGAUGAUGACUACAUCUGUAAUAUGAGUGAAAAAGGGCUUGAUCUCAGCUCUCANGCAUCGGAAACCUCACGUAUGUCUUGACAAGUCAUGUAACCUUAAAAAUAUAUUUAUAUAUCAGAAUUCAAUAAGUGAAAGACUCCUAGGUAAAUUUCAGAUUACCCUUAGAUCUCAGACUUCAUUGGAGUUCAGAGAGUCUACAGUCUUUGGAACUGUAAGAAAAGUUUAAAUGCAGAGAGUGGCCCUGUCAGGACACCUUUAUUAGCCACAGUUGUAAAGAACUCCUCAAAUGCUCUGGGUUUUGGAAACCCAUCACAAGAUUCAUACAGGUAGGAAGCCUUACAGUGCAGUAUGAGAGCUCUCCAGCAGUGUUAAGUCCUCAUUUUUACAAGAUAUUUCACACCAGAGAACAACCAUAUAAAUGUUUUGUAUUGGCAGUACUUCAGACAGUGUGUAUGUCUUAUUGGAUAUCAGAAAAAUCACCCUGGGGAGAAGCCUCAGACAUAAAAGGAAAAAGCUUCUAAAAGAACUCCNACUUUCUUACCCCUCAGAGAUGCCAUACUGGGGUAAAUGGAUAUUUGGGUGUGGCAAAAANACGUGUUGGAGAGUCAUACUUGGGUUUCCAUCCUCCUAGACAAAAAUCAGAGGAACAAUAAGUAUCUGAAUGAAGAAAGCUUAUUAAUUUUCAGCUCUUGGAGCAUAUCAGGGAACUUACAUUAGUGAAAACCCGUACAUGCAUUGUGUCUGAGAAGCUAGAAAGAAGCUCUUAUUUAGCCCAGAGAAUGAAUUCUACGGAGGAGUUGUUCCAGUAAGAGAUCUAAUUGUGGGUGAGAAUCUGUAUAUAUGCUGUUCAUAGUUGAACUACAUUGUGGAAAAAAAAAAACAAAAAAACAAAAAACAAAACUAGAGUUGUAUGGAAAUAAUGUCCUAGCAACCCAAAAGCUUGUUCUGGAGGAGCUGGGGCAGGUCUAUGGAUCUGGAGGGUAACUCAGGUAAAGAUGCUUUUCUUUUGUCUCAGCCAAUUAAUGAUUGCUUUAGUUUCACUUCAAGAAUUUCAUAAAUCCAAUAAUGGAAAGAACUGUAAUCUUGUGUAUAAGUAGGGUGUGAUUUAUUGUUAGAAGAAAGCAGUGCUUUGAUUUUUGCUUUCUGUUUGGUUUUCUUGUUUCUUAAAAUCUCUUGGCUAGAAUGGGAAUGGUGUGUUGCUAAGAAGCUAAGGAGUACUUAGUUUGGGUUAAAAUUCUUAGCUUCCCUUUGGCAUGAUCCACCUCAGCAAAAAGCAGAACACUCAACGCUUAGUGUUGACAUCUGCCCUCAGAAUUGUCCUAAGAUGUCCAAAAUUGACCCUAAAAUUUCUUUUUGAGUUAUCAUCACUGGGGUCAUUGAAAUUUCAUAUUUAUAGAUUCAUUCAUUUUCACGUCAAAAUGACAAAUUUUAGGAUACUGGUUAUGAUGAUAUUAUAGUAUUCAGGAUUUUGUGACUUGCUUCAUCUCUUUUAGUGAUAGAUACUUUAACAGAAGGAAUAGGGGGCAAGUUGUAAGCCAGAGAAAGUAGAGGAGCGAUGCAAUGAAGCAUUUUUUUGUUUUAAAGAUUUAUUUAUUAUACAUGAGUACACUGUAGCUGUCUUCAGACACCAGAAGAGGGCGUCAGAUCUCUUUACAGGUGGUUGUGAGCCACCAUGUGGUUGCUGGGAUUUGAACUCACGGACCUUUGGAAGAGCAGUCAGUGCUCUUACCCACUGAGCCAUCUCACCAGCUUAAUGAAGCAUUUUAAUAGAGAAACAGGACACUGAUUUUGAGGAUCCUGACUCCAAAGCUAAUGUCCUCCUUCAGUCUAUUAUCCUGAUACUUGCAGCAAUUAAGCUUCAUAAUGACAUUUUUUUUUUCCAUUUAUUUCAGUUCUAUCAAGGAAAGAAAAAUACAGUUUAAUCCCAGGGAAAGGAUUGCAGUCAACACAAUAUAAGGUAUAUUCUUGUUUGGAAUGUAGGAUUCAAAUUGUUAGAAAAGUAGUCAGCAGAUUGACCUGAGGUUUAAGGAUAAAUAUGUGUUUCCAGUCCACUGGGGUAACUGAUUGUCUUUCACACUCUUUGGAUAGCUCAUGACCCAAGCAUCUGUCAAAUGGUCACUUCUCAUUUGCUUUCUUUGACUUAAAAGACUUAAUACAAAUAUAUCAAGUUCCUGUAUAUUUGAGACUGUAUAGAAUUAUAAUUAUUUUAUUGUUAAUCAAUAACUGUCCUGGUUUUAUUGUAAGCUCUUUAGUGAACUCUUGAGGGUAUUAGUGUUUGGAGUCACAAAAUGUUUCUGGUGCUACCUUACAUGUGACUGUAAGCUCUCGCCCUGAUAAUUGUUUGAUAAUCAUAAUCCUAAGGGCAGUGAAUUUAGCUCAGUAAAGAAUCUGGUUCAAGUAUUUUUCCUUUUUAGAAAACUGAUUGUGUCAGUUGUUUUGUUUGAUUUUGUUUGUUUGGUUUGGUUUGGUUUUCUGAAAUUGAGUUUUUCUGUAUAGCCCUGGCUGUUCUGGAACUAGCUAUGUAGACCAGGCUGGCCUCAAACUUACAGUGCUCCUCCUGCCUCUGCCUCCCUAGUGCUAGGAUUAAAGGCAUGCUCUACAACCACCUGUCUGUGUCAGAUUUUUUGAUCUAACAUGUUCCAGUAAUUUUAUAAAUACCUUUAGUACUAUGAAAAAUUAUCCAUUGUGAUAAAUACACAUGAGAUGUAUAUUUUCCUCUUUGGGGAAAAUCAUGCCUAUCACUAGUAAAAGUUUAAAAUUGUGAUACUUAAUACUGGGUGUGUGACAAUGGCAGUUUAAAAAAAAAAAAAGGUUAUUA